Messenger RNA from Miniopterus natalensis, 2257 nucleotides. RefSeq names its product neutral cholesterol ester hydrolase 1 (gene NCEH1). The record is from RefSeq and is a predicted model, not a curated record. Gene Ontology annotation, molecular function: carboxylic ester hydrolase activity. Lineage: Eukaryota; Metazoa; Chordata; Mammalia; Chiroptera; Miniopteridae. Gene Ontology annotation, cellular component: membrane.
AUGAGGUCGUCGUGCGUGGUGCUCACCGCCCUGGUGGCGCUGGCCGCCUAUUAUGUCUACAUCCCGCUGCCCAGCUCCGUGUCCGACCCCUGGAAGCUGAUGCUGCUGGACGCGACUUUCCGGGGCGCGCAGCAAGCGAGUAACCUGAUGCACUACCUGGGCCUGAGCCACCAUCUGCUCGCACUGAAUUUUAUCAUCGUUUCUUUCGGCAAGAAAAGCGCAUGGUCAUCUGCUCGGGUGAAGGUGACCGACACCGACUUUGACGGCGUGGAAGUCAGAGUGUUUGAAGGCUCUCCAAAGCCAGACGAGCCUCUGAGGCGCAGUGUUGUUUAUAUCCACGGGGGAGGCUGGGCCUUGGCAAGCGCAAAAAUCAGAUAUUAUGAUGAACUGUGUACAGCAAUGGCUGAGGAGUUGAAUGCUGUCAUUGUCUCCAUUGAAUAUAGGCUAGUGCCAAAGGUUUAUUUUCCUGAGCAAAUUCAUGAUGUUGUACGUGCCACGAAGUAUUUCAUGCAGCCGGAGGUCUUGCAGAAGUAUUCGGUGGACCCAAGCAGAAUCGGCAUUUCUGGUGACAGUGCUGGUGGGAAUUUGGCCGCCGCCCUGGGCCAACAGUUUAGUCAAGAUGCCAACCUGAGAAACAAGCUCAAAGUGCAAGCUUUAAUUUAUCCGGCCCUUCAAGCUUUAGAUUUUAACACGCCCUCUUAUCAGCAAAAUGUGAACGCCCCGAUCCUGCCCCGAUACGUCAUGGUCAAGUACUGGGUGGACUACUUCAAAGGCAACUAUGACUUUGUCCAGGCAAUGAUAGUGAACAAUCACACGUCCCUCGAUGUGGCAGAGGCUGCGGCCCUCAGGGCCCGUCUGAACUGGACAUCCCUCCUGCCCGCGUCCAUCACCAAGAACUACAGGCCCGUGGUGCAGCCCACCGGCGACGCCAGGAUUGUCCGGGAGAUCCCUCAGCUGCUGGACGCCCGCUCUGCCCCCGUCAUCGCGGACGAGAGCGUCCUGCAGCACCUCCCCAAGACCUAUAUUCUGACGUGUGAGCACGACGUCCUGCGAGACGACGGGAUCCUGUAUGCGAAGCGUUUGGAGAGCGUAGGCGUGGAGGUGACCAUCGAUCACUUCGAGGAUGGCUUCCAUGGGUGCAUUAUUUUCACCAGCUGGCCCACCAACUUCUCUGUGGGAAUCCGGACUAGGAACAGUUACAUCAAGUGGCUGGAUCAAAACCUGUGAAGGAGUAGAAUUUCUAGAAUGCUCGUGCCCCUCCUGACCCCCUGCACCUGCUUUAGAAAGACAUGUAUUUUUUAGUCGAGUAAUUUCCCCUUGUUACUUGUGAGUUAUGGAAUCCCCAUCCUCUGCUUUAUGUUAAUUUAAUUUUUUUUAAAUACAUUUGACUAACCUAACUGCAAAAACAUCUAAAUCUGAUUCUCCAGGUGGGCCAGUCUCUCCUUGUUGUAGUGAAACUGCUACCAGUGCCCACCACUGCAGAGAGCAGGACUAGGAGCUGGAAAGAGCUGUGCCUCCUGCCUUCAUCAAGUUCUUUUUAAAAGAAAUACGUCCAGCUCUGGAUGACACUGUAACCUUCAAUGAGUUGAGAAAGUGCAGGCUCUUGUUCCACAUGCUAGAGUUUACUUUGAGUUCAGAGCACUGUUAAAUGUGUGCACUUGAAGGUCAGUGCUGGGCACUUGAAGGUCAAGUGCCCUCUGUCCUUUGUAGAUGGAUGGUUUUGUUUCCUAUGGGAAUUUUGGCAAAGGUGUUCUAGCAAGGACAAGUUUCUCAAAUGACGUUCUUCCUUGAGAGUGUUAAUUUUAUGAGAUAGCUCUCUGUAAGUCCAGUUGGAUUAUGAUGAUACUUGAACGUUACUUUCUACCACUAUUAUUAGAAAAUAUAAGGCUGCAUGCACUGGAUGUCUGUACAUUGUUAAUAUUUUUCGUUAUGCUAUCUCCUCGGGGAAGAACUUUUGGGACCAAAUUUAUUUAAAUUUAGAAUAAAUUUUCCAUGAUAGAACAAGUAAAAAACCAAAUGAACCAACCUAUUGUUUUCAUAAUGAAUACUUCUGACAUAAGUUACCAAGAGCAGUGUGUAUAUAUUUGGCAUAGUCAGGAAAAAAAAGAUAUGUUUAAUAGCAGUUUAAAAUUAGGAAAAAUACCUGUAGAGGGUCUAGUUUAUUCUUGAAAACUCAACUUUUUCACUACAUGGCUUUAAAAUGGGGCUAUUUUGGGGGAUGGAGACAUAUAUAUAUAUAUAUAUAUACACACACACA